Alligator mississippiensis (American alligator) is the source of this 1944-nucleotide messenger RNA. It is a transcript of the gene FAM187B, whose product is annotated as family with sequence similarity 187 member B. Lineage: Eukaryota; Metazoa; Chordata; Crocodylia; Alligatoridae. The coding region runs from base 469 to 1197 and encodes 242 amino acids. The record is from RefSeq and is a predicted model, not a curated record. The transcript has a single exon.
UAUUAUGUUUAAAUAUAUAUUGUAUUUUUUUUACAUAUAUAAUUAUUAUUUCAUAUAGUAUCAUAUUAUUGUUGUAUAAAGAUAUAUGGGAAUUUUAGAUAGAUAGAUAGAUAGAUAGAUAGAUAGAUAGAUAUAAUCAUUAUUAUAUAUAUUAUUCUCACAUCAUUGUCAUUGCUAUAUAAGUGCAGCAACACCAAGCGAUGGUGACACAAGUGACAAAAGGAGCAGCCACAGCCACAGAGCUGGCAGGGUAACAAGGGCAGUAACGAUGACAAAUACAAUGAGGACAAUGGAACAAUUGCUAAUGACAUCUGUAGCUGUCCUUAGGACGAAGUCAUCCCCAAAAACAGAGGGACCCAGGCUCAGAACCAGCGAUUCCCCCCUGGGCCUCAAGGAGGCAGCUGUUCCAAAGGCCCGCCCAUCAGCACUAUGACCUCAGACCUCUGACCUCACUGUGACCGCCCCACCAUGACCCCGAGGGCUCUGGCCUUGGCCACGCUGCUGGCGCUGACCCCAGCCCAGGCCCUGCUAUGUCCCCGUGGCCGCCCCUGCACAGUGCCCGCCGUCUCCCUCAACCCCGUGACACUGCCCUGCCCAGGUGGGCCGGGCACCGUGACCUGGCUCCGCACCUCCCCCCUGCGCCUGCUGCGGCUCUCAGGGGGCACCCGCCUGCUCCCAGGGGGUGCCCUGCGCCUGGCAGCGCCCUGGCCCAGAGACUCGGGGGUCUACACCUGUCGCCGUGGCGAUGCCAGUGUGGCUUACUACGAGCUGGCUGUGCAGGACGUGGGGCAGCUGCACGUGAGCCACAUGGGGCGUGGGCAGGUGCCGCUCGGCCCCCGCGGGCCCCUCUUCACAGCCUGGACUCCCUGGCAGGCCUGCGACCGCUGUGGGGUGCCCGGUGAACGCAAGCAGGUGGGCUUCUGCUACACCACCCAGCCCAGAGGGCUGCCCCAGCCCUGUGGCCUGGCAGGGGCAUCGCACUCUCCCCGCGGCCCCGAGCUACGGGUCAAGGGCUGCUGGGUGCCCUGCAAAGGGCGCUGGGGUGGCGGCGAGCCCAGGGGGGCCCCGCAGCUCCUCCUCACCCACUACCCCACUGCACCCGGCGGGGGAGACCCAGCUGCGCUGCCCAGAAGCCUCCAUCUACAGGUAGACCCCGCCCCCAGGGGGUAUCUGCCCAGAGCCCCACCCACUCCCUGACCCAGCUCCGCCCCCAGGGGGGCUUCUGCCCCAGAGCCCUGCCCACUCCCUGCCCUAGCUCUGCCCUCCAGGUCCAGCUGGUUAAUCAUUGGCUGCAGCCCUGGAUUUUAACCCCUGGUGGUACCAGGGCUGGUCCCGUGCCUGAGUCAGGGAGUGGGGUGGGACACAGUCGUCCAGGCAGCCCUAUGCCAGACCCAGGGAGCAAGGUGGGACCGAGGCAUCCUCGUGACCCCGUUCCCGACCCAGGGAGCAGGGCUGGGACCCAGGAGUCUGGACAGCCUCAUGCCCGAGCCAGGGAGUGGGGGUGGGCUCCAGGGCUCUUCGCGGCGUUGACCCCGCUUAUGUCCCUGCAGCCCCGUGGCAUGGCAGGCUGGCACCACGGCCCUGAACCGCCUGCAGGCUGGCGCCGGGGCCCCACGGCUGGACAAGGCAUCAGGGGGCGCGGUGCUGGUGCUGCCCCCCGGUGCCAUCCCGGGCACCUACCACUGCUAUGUGGGGGGCCGCCUGGCUGCCCUCUUCUGGCUGAGCCCAGCCCUGGCCCCCACACCUGCCCAUGGUGCUGCUCGUGCCUAUGGGGCCAUCGAGGCGGCAGUGGUGGGGCUGGCACUUUUCCUCGUUGCCCUCCUCGUCCUGGGGUUGCUAGACGCCUGUCGGCGCCGCCCCGGGGCCCUUGGCACCUAAGCAAUAAAGAAUGUACAGCUCUGAGUGCGGGGACCCGCGUCAAGUGGAGGGUGCGAAGGGGCCCCU